This is a messenger RNA of Staurois parvus, 350 nucleotides long. The record is from the annotation of a GenBank genome assembly. Lineage: Eukaryota; Metazoa; Chordata; Amphibia; Anura; Ranidae.
AUGCAGACUGCUUCUACAAACAUGUAUGAAAGAAUGGGUUGCUCUCAGGAGCUCGGUGAAUCCAAGUGCGGCACAGUGAUAGGUUGCCACCUGUGCAAUAAGUCCAUCCAUGAAAUUUCCUUGCUGCUAAAUAUUCCAAAUGUUAGUGGUAUUAUAACAAAUGGAAGCAACUGGGAACAACAGCAACUCAGCCACAGAGUGAGCGGGGUCAGCGCAUGCUGAAGCACACAGUGCGCAGAAGUCGCCAGCUGUCUGCAGAGUCAAUAGAUAAAGACCUCCAAACUUCAUGUGGCCUUCAAAUUAGCACAAUAACAGUGCAUAGAGAGCUUCAAGGAAUAGGUUUCUAUGGC